AUGCAAAUGGCAUCACCCCCGCCGACGUUUGGAGGUCAAGCAGAGCAGAGUGGAGCUGCUAUGGCGUCGACGGUUGAGGCCCCGCUGGCAGAGGUGUGCGAGAAGUGUGACAGUACCUUUAUGCCUGAUUCGAGGUUCUGUCCGCAAUGUGGAGCCCCUCGGAAGGGAUCUGCUGCUGACAUGGCGCCGAAUCGCAGCACCUCCUUUGCAGAGGCUGUGGCGCAGGAAGUUCCGCCCGGCGGGCUGCUCCACUUGCAGGUAGUCGUGCAGCUUGGUGACUACUGGCUACAGGCAUAUGGGGUUGUGACUUUGGUCCUCCAGAUCGGCAAAGCUGCAAAGUUUGAUUAUCCCCCAGGUUGGGGCUGGACGGAAUUCUUUGCCCUGGUGGUAUAUUUUGCCGUCUUGCGGCUGCAUCGUGCCACAGGGUGUUUUGCGAACAGGGCACGGAGUGCCAUCUCCACUGGCUGCUUCCUGUCACUGACGGCUGUGCUGGUGCUUGUCACGGGAUACUUCGGGGCCCUUCAGGUUUACGUGCUCCAAGUUGAAUUUGCCAUGGGCGUCUUUUCCUUGUCUAUUCUUGGCAGCCAGUUUCUGCUUGGAAUCUUCGCGGGUCAAAGAUACUCGACGAGGCCACAGCACCUGAUCAUACUAUGCUCGUGUGCGGCACUUGCAGCAGCCGCCCUGGUGCUGACCAGCAUUCUGGAUGCGAUCGCUCAGACACUAGACGGAGGUCAGAUGCAAGUCUCCCUGGCUGCCGGAUUGAGCCUUGCGAUCUUCGGUUUGCUCCUGGCACUUCUGACAGGAUGCUGCCUGGUGCGUGAGAUUUAA
Molecule: messenger RNA, 828 nt
Organism: Symbiodinium natans
Lineage: Eukaryota; Dinophyceae; Suessiales; Symbiodiniaceae
Source: the annotation of a GenBank genome assembly